Molecule: messenger RNA, 1719 nt
Organism: Cadophora gregata
Lineage: Eukaryota; Fungi; Ascomycota; Leotiomycetes; Helotiales; Ploettnerulaceae
Exons: 5
Coding region: 1-1719 (572 amino acids)
Molecular function (GO): catalytic activity; iron-sulfur cluster binding
Source: RefSeq, a predicted model, not a curated record
AUGACUCUGCUCUCGUUGAGAUCGCCUGCAAGUGCUCUCAUCAAAGGGUAUACGCAACUUGGACAAUACUGGAGCACAGCGAGAUGUUCCCCAACUCUCAAAACCACGUUCUGGGCGAGGACCAUCACAUCAAGUCCCAAUUGUUGCAACAAUGCAGGCCUUGCUCAUGCUCCACUUCAGAAGGAUAUAAUUUUCGAUAGCAUGGGGAAUACCAAAGGAUUUCCACGAAACCAAACUGGUAUCUACCCUCCGUUUUCUAUCGCACGUGCUAGCCCAUCUUCCAUCCAUCUAAUAAAAGGUGGCAUCAAAGACCUCGGCCUGGCUUCCGUUGGAGGUGAGAUUGAACGACAUUCACGGAUUGAAACAGCAGUGGCAAGCCCAACUUAUCGCACCUCCCCAAGAUUCGAUCGUGUCCCAUACUGGCAGAAAAUUAGCCGCUGGCAAGAUGUGUCUGAGGAGGAGUUCUUAUCAUAUACAUGGAACACAGCCAAAGACAUCCAGGGUAAAAUGAAAUUACACGGAUUUCUCAACGAGAUACUACCCGAGAGAAUCCCGUAUACUGGUCAACCUGAACCUACUGUGCUUCGGGAGGACUUCAUUAAAGAUGUCAUGGAUGGCAUAGCAAUGGCACCGAUGUCUAUUCGUUUGACACCACAUAUUGUGUCCAGUAUUAAUUGGAAUGAUCCCCUCAACGAUCCUCUGAGCAGGCAAUUUAUUCCCAAAAAGUCAACGUUCAAGCCAGAUCACCCCAAAUUAAGAUUGGAUUCUCUUCAUGAAACCGAGGACAGUCCUUGUGAGGGACUAGUUCACCGAUAUACAGACAAAUGUCUUUUUCUGGCAAGUUCUCACUGUCCUCUGUACUGUCGCUAUUGUACUCGUUCCUAUGCCGUCGGUGCCAACACCGAUACUGUGGCCAAAGCAUCCUUGAAACCGAAGUUGUCCCGCUGGAACGAAAUGCUAGACUACAUCGCCAAUACUCCUGCUAUCCAAGAUGUUGUCAUAUCGGGUGGUGAUUCAUACUCUCUUGCACCCCAUCACCUCCGUAUGAUUGGCGAUCGUCUUCUGGACAUCGAUCACGUUCGUCGUUUCCGCGUCGCUACAAAGGGUCUCUGUGUUUCUCCUUCUCGAACACUCGACCCAAACGAUACUUGGACGGAUGAGCUGAUCCGAUUGUCGAACGCUGGAAAACGGCGAGGCAAACAUGUCGCCCUGCACACGCAUUUCAACCACCCAAAUGAAUUCUCGUGGGUUACGAGACACGCAGCACAGAAACUCUUUCAGAAUGGUGUAAUGGUCCGGAAUCAGUCUGUCUUGUUGAAGGGUGUGAAUGAUGACGCGGAGACCAUGGGAAAACUGAUCAGAGAACUAGGAGACAACAACAUCUUCCCUUACUACGUCUAUGCUGGUGACAUGGUAAAAGGCGUUGAAGACCUGCGCACACCACUCCAAACCAUACUCGAUCUCGAAUGCCACCUACGUGGUACUAUCGCCGGCUUCCUGAUGCCUCAAUUCGUCGUUGACCUUCCAGGCGGUGGAGGCAAACGGCUUGCUGCUUCCUACCGUACAUACGAUCGUGCAACUGGAGUUUCCACUUUUGUCGCUCCAGCUGUCAAGGGGAAGGGCAAAGAGGAUAAGGUGUACGAAUACUAUGAUCCGCUGGUCUCGUUAAGAAAUCGCGUUCGUGUUGAAGCCGGUGUUCCACUUGCUGGUGGUGUCUGA